GGUGCUGGGGCUGAGCAGUGGGUGCUAGGGUUAAGCAGUGGGUGCUGGGCUCAAUAGAGGAGCUUGAGAUAAGGAAGUGCUGGGGAGAAGUGAGCAUUAGGAGGUGUGUUUAGUAGAGAGAGAAUUACCAGCCUCCAGUAUAAAACAUCACUGAGAGGAGGAGGAGUCUCGGCUCGUACCUGCAAGUGCCACAUUCCUGAGCCACAGUAGCACCAGCGGGCAGUCAGGAGGGCCACAGAUAAGUAAUGUGCUGCUCAUAGUCUCCUGAUUGGUGGUCCCAGGAUGUCGCUGGACCAUGCCAACCGAGCCAAGGGUGGCACAUUUAACCGGCCAGAUGGACCAGUGGAGGCACCCGCAGAAGUGGAGAUCAGUAAGGAAGAGACGAGAAUCCUGAAAGUUUGCUUUCACAGUAACAGCUCCAACCUGGUCAAGAACUUUAAGCUGGUGAAAUGCAGCAUCUACACGGAUAUACAGGAGAUCAUCAGCUCAAUAUUACUGAGUGGUCGAAUAGGGGCAGACAUUAAUCACAUUGAGUGUUAUGGUCUACGGCUGAAGCAUCUGAAAUCUGAUGAGAUCCAUUGGUUGCACCCUGACCUAACUGUAGGAGAAGUCCAGGAGAAGUAUGAAGGCCUCCAUCUGGAGGCUGAGUGGAGGUAUGACCUGCGGAUACGUUACCUGCCUGAAGACUUCUAUGAAAGUUUUAAAAAGGAUAAAACUACAUUACUAUAUUUCUAUCAACAGCUCAGAAAUGACUACAUGCAACAAUACGCAACAAAAGUGAGUGAAGGCAUGGCCUUGCAGCUGGGAUGCCUGGAACUCAGGAGGUUUUAUAAAGACAUGCCCCAGAACGCUCUUGAGAAGAAAUCCAACUUUGAAUUUUUAGAGAAGGAAGUGGGACUGGAUUUAUUUUUCCCCAAACAGAUGCAGGAGAGUUUGAAGCCCAAGCAAUUCCGCAAGAUGAUCCAGCAGACAUUCCAGCAAUACGGAUCCCUCAAGGAAGAGGAAUGUAUCACGCGCUUUAUGAACACCCUCUCCACCUUCACCUCCAUCGAUCAGGAAACCUACAGAUGUGAAUUAGCACAAGGAUGGAGCAUCACCGUUGACUUGGUUAUAGGCCCCAAAGGCAUUAGGCAACUGAAUACCAAGGACUCCAAGCCGACUUGCUUUGCCGAAUUCAAGCAGAUAAAGUCCAUCAAGUGCUCGUUCUUAGAAGAUGGCUGGUCCUUGCUGUUAUUAGGAAUAUCGGGCGCCCCACAGCCUUUAGCCAUAAAAACGUUGUCGAUGGCAGUGGUGGAAAACAUGGCCGACCUGAUCGAUGGUUACUGCCGACUGCAAAACGAGUCAAAGAAGUCGCUCAUUGUCAACCCCAAGAAAGAUAAUGAGAAAAGGAUCAGUCUGCCUCAGAUUCCAACAGAGGAAGUACAAGUGCGGCGAUCCAGGCUAACAGAGGGGAACAGCAUGGAGUCUGACAUUUACGCGGAGAUUACAGAGGAGGAGACAAAGCUAACAAACAACCGUUUCACCAUCAGUCGCAGUGACGUUUCGCUGGGGAGGAUCCUGGGUGAAGGCUUUUUCGGGGAAGUGUACGACGGCGUCUUUAUGAAACCGAGGGGUGAGAAGAUCAAUGUGGCAGUGAAGACCUGCAAGAACGACUGCGCCGCCGACGUCAAGGAGAAGUUCAUGAGCGAAGCGUAUCUGAUGAGGAAUUUGGACCACCCACAUAUAGUCAAGCUUAUUGGCAUUAUUGAAGAAGACCCAAUAUGGAUUGUGAUGGAGCUGUACCCAUACGGAGAGCUCGGGCAGUACCUAGAGAAACAUAAGAACUCCCUGCAGGUUCUCAGCCUGAUCCUCUACUCACUGCAGAUCUGCAAAGCCCUCGCCUAUUUAGAGGGAAUAAACUGUGUCCACAGGGACAUUGCCGUCCGAAACAUUCUGGUGGCCUCUCAUGAGUGUGUGAAACUGGGAGACUUUGGCCUUUCUCGGUACCUAGAGGAAGAAGAGUAUUAUAAAGCUUCAGUCACCCGGCUCCCAAUCAAGUGGAUGGCUCCAGAGUCCAUCAAUUUCCGACGGUUUACGUCAGCCAGCGAUGUCUGGAUGUUUGGGGUCUGCAUGUGGGAGAUACUCUCAUUUGGAAAGCAGCCAUUUUUCUGGCUGGAGAACAAAGACGUGAUCAGCGUCAUCGAGAAAGGAGAUCGUCUUCCCAAACCCGAAACGUGCCCGCCAACCCUCUACACCCUGAUGACGAGAUGUUGGACUUAUGACCCUUUUGAGAGGCCCAAAUUUACUGAGCUUGUUUACAGCCUGAGUGAUAUCUAUCAGAUGGAGAAAGAGAUCAUCAAAGAUAAAGAAAGGAACAACCGCCAAAGGCCUCCUAAAAUCAUUGAACCUCCUCCCAUGCAAGAAGCUCCCCCAAAGCCCAACCGGCCUAAAUACAAGGCAGCCGCCCCCGGAAAUCUGCUGGCACCUAAACUACUGACUCAGGUGCCAGAGAGUCUAUGUGCAAGCUCUCCUACUCUCUGUAGUCCAACAGAUUAUCAGUCUCCACUGGAUUCCACACACAGCCCACCUCUCCUGCGCCAUAGUAUCUUCAAACGGCGCAGCAUGAGGGAAGAGGACUUUGUAAAGCCAAACAGCAAAGAGGAAGCUCAGAAAUUAUGGGAAAAGGAACGGGAUAAAAUGCUACAAGUCUUAAACCGACAGCAACAACAGAUGGAGGAGGACGGCAAGUGGUUAAAGCAGGAGGAGAGAUCACUUGUCAAUACUCUCAAGGAUUCAAAGCAAAAAGCAAAUAACAACAAGCCUCCUGAUACGCUUCCAGAAAAAGAACUGUCUUACACUGAAUUCACAGCCCCCCCACUGAAGCCUCCCAGGUUAGGAGCACAGUCUCUACAGCCUACGCCUACGGCCAACAUUGACCGGACAGACGACAGUGUAUACCAAGGUGUGAUGGAGCUGGUGAAGGCAGUGCUGCAACUGAAGAACGACAUCUACCAGCUGCCCCCGGAAGGUUACGUGGCAGUUGUGAAGAACGUGGGCCUGACCCUUAGGAAACUCAUUGGAAGUGUCGAUGAGAUCCUUCCUUCUCUCCCACAGAAUUCCCGCACUGAGAUCGAGGGGACGCAGAAGCUCCUGAGUAAGGACCUGGCCGAUCUAAUCAACAAGAUGCGACUUGCCCAACAGAAUGCGGGGACGUCCCUGAGGGAGGAGUGUAAGAAGCAGAUGCUGACGGCGUCGCACAGCAUGGCUGUAGACAGCAAAAAUUUGCUGGAUGCAGUGGACCAGGCGCGGGUCAGGGCCAAUCUGGCUAAGGUGGCCACCGAGUGACAGAGUUGACUCUCCAGUGCCAUAAAGAGACUUGGGUGUCCCUUCUUGGUGUUCCCAAGAAGGUGAAUUCUUCCCAACAGCUUGUAAUAUAUUCUGCUGCUAUUCACACCCAGUGUGACUGAAUGGGACCCCUAUACAGACCCCUAGAGCCCAGCGUGGAGACGUCACAAUGGCUUGUCCUGUAGCAGUGGCCUCUGUAGCCUCUCACUUCUCUGCAGCUUGUAAUAUACUCUGCUGCUGCUAUUCACACCCACCGUGACUGAAUGAGAUCACUAUACAGACCCCUAGAGCCCAGUGUGGAGAUGUCACAAUGGUUUGUCCUGUAGCAGUGGCCUCUGCAGCCUUUUACUUCUCUACAGUUUGUAAUAUACUCUGCUGCUGCCAUUCACACCCAGUGUGACUGAAUGAGAUCCCCUAUACAGACCCCUAGAGCCCAGCGUGGAGACGUCACAAUGGUUUGUCCUGCAGCAGUGGCCUCUGUAGCCUCUCACUUCUCUGCAGCUUGUAAUAUACUCUGCUGCUGCUAUUCACACCCAGUGUGACUGAAUGGGACCCCUAUACAGACCCCUAGAGCCCAGUGUGGAGACGUCACAAUGGCUUGUGCUGUAGCAGUGGCCUCUGCAGCCUCUCACUUCUCUACAGUUUGUAAUAUACUCUGCUGCUGCUAUUCACACCCAGUGUGACUGAAUGGGAUCCCUAUACAGACCCCUAGAGCCCAGCGUGGAGACGUGAUUCCUGGACCUCAUGGGCCCCGCCAACCCCACAGAAAUGAUGGCUUCAGAAAUAUAUAACAGAAAUAUAAUUUGUGGGGAGUUGCACAAAGGUAUUGCCUAAGCUAACAGGGGUUGUUCACCUUUAAAUUAACUGUAUGAUGUAGAGAGGGAUAUUCUGAGACAAUUUGCAAUUGGUUUUUAUUUUUUAUUAUUUGUGGUUUUUGAAUUAUUUAGCUUUUUAUUC
This is a messenger RNA of Xenopus laevis (African clawed frog), 4281 nucleotides long. RefSeq names its product protein tyrosine kinase 2 beta S homeolog (gene ptk2b.S). The transcript is spliced from 31 exons. Lineage: Eukaryota; Metazoa; Chordata; Amphibia; Anura; Pipidae. Gene Ontology annotation, biological process: signal complex assembly; positive regulation of cell population proliferation; positive regulation of cell migration. The coding region runs from base 283 to 3324 and encodes 1013 amino acids. The record is from RefSeq and is a predicted model, not a curated record. Gene Ontology annotation, cellular component: lamellipodium; plasma membrane; focal adhesion. Gene Ontology annotation, molecular function: ATP binding; transferase activity; non-membrane spanning protein tyrosine kinase activity.